Stegastes partitus (bicolor damselfish) is the source of this 2668-nucleotide messenger RNA. RefSeq names its product collagen, type X, alpha 1a (gene col10a1a). Gene Ontology annotation, molecular function: protein binding. Lineage: Eukaryota; Metazoa; Chordata; Actinopteri; Pomacentridae. The transcript is spliced from 3 exons. The coding region runs from base 58 to 2001 and encodes 647 amino acids. The record is from RefSeq and is a predicted model, not a curated record.
ACUGGUGCUGAAGAGAUUUGGUUUUCCCCUCUUUGGACACCGGCUUGACCUUGCAAGAUGUACAUGCGAGUAGCAAGCCUCCUCCUCCUCAUGGUGGCCUCCACAGCUGCCCAUGGAAAGGGGUAUGUGGUGAAGAAGGUGAUGCCCUACCCUGUGAAGAGCCAUGUGGUGUCAGUAGCAGGUGAGCCUGGUCCUCCAGGUGAGCCCGGCCCUGAGGGACCUGCUGGCCCUCCUGGUGCCCCAGGUGAGAAUGGUGAAGGCCUGCCUGGACCCCAAGGACCUCCUGGACCUCCUGGUUCUCCUGGCCGCUCCAUUGCUGGCAAGCCUGGAUCCCCAGGUGGUCCUGGCAAACCUGGCAGCCCUGGAGAAAAUGGUGAGAAGGGAGACACUGGAGCCACUGGCCCUCAGGGACCUAGGGGAGUCCCUGGAUCUGCUGGAAGCCCCGGACCUGCUGGUCUGUCUGCUACUGGCAAGCCUGGACCUUCAGGUCUUCCUGGAGCAAUGGGACCUAGAGGAGAACCUGGCCUGAAAGGACAUCCAGGUGUUCCUGGACUUCCUGGUGCUAAGGGUGAUAGAGGGGUAGGAGUUCAAGGACCUCAAGGUGAUACAGGACCUGAAGGACCUAUGGGCCCACCUGGACAGCCAGGUGUGGGUGGAGUUGGAAAGCCAGGAAAAUCAGGUGCACCCGGUGAGCCAGGAAAGUCAGGUAGCCCAGGUAGAGAUGGUUCCCCUGGUCCUAUGGGACCCCAGGGACCCAAGGGACACACUGGUGCCCCAGGUGUAGGUCUUCCAGGUAAGCCAGGUGAGAAUGGUGCUCCAGGUCUGCCUGGUUCAGCUGGCCCUAAAGGCCACCAGGGACCUGCUGGAGCUACUGGUGCCCCUGGAGUCCCCGGAUAUGGAAAGCCAGGUGCAAAUGGAGAGAAGGGAGAGAGAGGGGCUACAGGUAGCACAGGUGCCACAGGUCCUAAGGGUGACCAAGGUCCAACAGGAUAUACUGGUGCUACUGGUGCAACUGGCCCCACUGGUCCUGGUGGACCUCAGGGUGAAAGAGGUUUCCCAGGUGAACCUGGUGCUGUUGGCCCUAAAGGUGACACAGGUGCAACUGGAGCUCAGGGACCUAAGGGACACAAGGGAGAUCAGGGAGCUCAGGGUUUCCAGGGUAAGCAGGGUUAUCCAGGUGCAGCUGGUCCUCCUGGACCCAGAGGUGCCACUGGACCCUCAGGUGACAAAGGCCAUGCUGGUGCCCCAGGUACCCCAGGUGCCCCAGGUGUUCCAGGACCUGCUGGACCCAAAGGUCAUCCUGGCCGCGCAGGUGAGCCCGGUGCUUCUGGAUCUGAUGGUGCUCCAGGUCCUAGAGGACCUGCUGGAGCUCAAGGUCCUGCUGGUGCUAAUGGCGCUAAGGGACACCCAGGUCUCCCUGGUGCUCCUGGCCCUGCUGGUUUGGCUGCCAAGGGUGUCCCUGGACCUCAGGGUCCCCCUGGUCUUCCCGGUGAUAAUGGAGCUGAUGGAGAGACUGGCCCAGCUGGUCCCCCCGGUCCUCCUGGUCCUCCUGGUGAGGUUGUGUUCGAGAAGGGUAUGGGCAUGAGUGAGGUCAUGGUCAAGUCCCCCAUGUCUGCUUUCACUGCAUCUCUGGCCACCCCCUACCCUGCUGCUGGCACCCCCAUUAAGUUUGACCAGAUCGUGUACAAUGCUGAGAAUCACUAUGACCCUGAGACAGGCAUUUUCACUUGCCAGGUUCCUGGAGUUUACUACUUCUCCUACAGCAUCCAUGUGAAUGGAGCUCAUGCCCUGGUGGCUCUGUACAAGAAUGGCCAGCCUGUUAUGUUCACUUAUGAUGAGUACAACAAGGGCUUCCUGGACCAGAUGUCUGGUAGCGCUGUCCUUCUGCUCGAUGAGCAGGACACAGUCUACGUCCAGAUCCCAGAUGAGGAGGCCAAUGGUGUCUUUGCCGCUGAGAAUGUCCACUGCUCUUUCUCUGGGUUCCUCAUUGCUUCAACGUGAUACGUUGAUACAAUAGUUCCCAGAAGCCGAACCAACUAAAUUUGCAAUCUAUUUCUCAAAGUAAACUCCCUGUUCAUUUUUCCUCAACCCAACAGGCAGGCAGUUCACCCUUCUUUGAGGAAUAGUUAGCAUCUCAACUUGAAAACUACAAGAAAAUAGGUGCUUAGAAGAAGGAAAACUAAUUUAUGAAAACAGGUGAUCAGGGAUGGGGGAAGCAAUCCACAAAGUUACCAGUGAGCUUUUGUAAUGGAGACAGCAUGUGAAAUUGAGGUGUUAUAACUGUGUUGUGUCCUGACUUUUUUUUUUCUUUUCCACUCUGUUCCUGUUAUACUGACUUCAACUGGUGACUCUUAAUUUAGUGUUUGUCUGUUUUUGUUUGUUUUUGUACAACCUUGUUUUUUUUUUUUUUUGGUUUGUUUGUUUGUUUGGGUGACCAAUAAUCUUAUUAAAAGUACACUAAUGCUUUUCUGUGCAACAUGUUGUAACAAAAUGUGACUUGAAUAUAUUGUGAAAUGGUAAUGGUCAAAUUGACCGUUAUAAUGAAAUAAGUCACCAAAAUACUGUCAAGCAAACACAAACUGUUCAACAACAACAUUGUUAUAUCCCUGGACAUGCAUUAUGACAUGUAAAGCAUAAUGACCAAAAAUAAAUGAUGUCUUAACGAAUA